Homarus americanus (American lobster) is the source of this 6197-nucleotide messenger RNA. RefSeq lists its product as uncharacterized. NCBI's taxonomy places the organism in Eukaryota, Metazoa, Arthropoda, Malacostraca, Decapoda, Nephropidae. The record is from RefSeq and is a predicted model, not a curated record. The transcript has 13 exons. Bases 1459 to 3210 code for a protein of 583 amino acids. Gene Ontology annotation, cellular component: plasma membrane.
GGGUGCCAGCCGUGUUAGUGUGAGGGUGCCAGCCGUGUAGUGGACGAGGAGUGCCACUCAUCCCGGACGUUCAAAUUUUUUUUUCUGUGUUUUUCUUGUUUAGAAACCAGAUUCAGCUUUGCCAUGUGAUGUUCUGCCCCGUCUCAUCCCGCCGCUCCCCUCUCAGCCCCGCCUCGCCCCUCUCAGCUCCGCCUCGCCCCUCUCAGCCCCGCCGCUCCACCUUCAGCCCCACUUCGCCCCUCUCUUCUUCGUGUGAUCCAACCCUCGUGGCACCACACAGGUUCUCACUGCCCCUUCAAUUCUCCAGUAGGUGCAGGAGGCGACCAUGUGCGACACGGGUGUAGUGUGUCAGUGUUGGUGCGGAGGAGAAAGUUGUGUUGGCGCGUGCAGCGUGGAGGUGCUCAUGCGCGCGCGUGUUGGCCUUACUCUCGUCAUUAUUGCCACACUCCCGCAGGAGUCGCUGGGGAACAACCUUCGCUGGUGAGAGUAAUUGUUGAGCAGUGGGUGGAUGUGAGAGCUGUGAGCGGGUGGGACCUGGAGGCAGUCGUCGUUGUGCAGCACCCGGAGCUGCACACACCCUCAGCUACACACACAUCCUCGGCCACACACACACAAGUACACACAUACACUCACACAGGCACUGGAGGGAGGCAGGACCGGCUCUACAGGUGGGUGCGGGGGGCUCAAGUGUCUAAUGUUAUACCCUGGACUCAUACAGUGUUGCCAGCACCCUCUCUCACCACAUUGUCCUCACCCCCCUCCUCCUCUGGCAACAUGGCCGUAGGGUGGCACUGUCCUCGAGUAUAUAAGGACACCUACUUCCUCCCCCUGGUCAGUCACAGCCACUCUCCACCCCGGCAGUGACCAACCCAUCAAGUGUGUUCUUGUGCAGUGAAGCGAUAGGUAAUUAGUGUGCGAGUGGACAGGUUUUCAGAUAGAGGAGUGCCUCAUUUGGGAAACGGGAAACCAGAUAUAUCUUGCCUGCGCUCAGUGACUCCUGACUUCCUCUGUGUUUGGGUGACAGACAAACAUUACACUUCAGUGUGUCAACUUUCUGGCUGAAGAAUACAUCCGUGACCUGCUCGAAACUUGACGCGUACGGUCACCUGUGAGGUGGACGAGGGGAAUUUAGUCGUGGUGAGGUUCCUCUCACCAGCGUCCCACACUAUUUUCCUCCUCUAGUGCCCCCUCAUUAGUGUCCCUCACCUGUGCCCCAUCAUAUUUGGGACACCCCUUGUCAGCGACCGCCACUUAUGGUUUUCCACAAGUAGAACGUCCCCCCUGAGUGUCCUUCACUGCCUGAGUGAGAAGGAGAGGAUAAGGGAGCCCUCACAGCCUGCUAAAGAAGGAAGGCUCCGCGGUUCCAGACCCACAGGUUUGGCCCCUGCCACCGCUCUCCCUCUCGGUGGUGGGAACAUUCAGUACACACUUGAGGCUGGUGUGACUUGGAGCUAGUUGAUGCAGGGCGGCGUCAGUGCCCUCUCCCCUUCCUUCGUCACCGCCCUCGUCAGGAGCCUCGUCAUGUCUACUAAAUGUACAGCGGUGCGGCGGAAGGGGCGACAACAGCGACAACGGCGGCGCCUCAUCUCCGCCCCAAAGCCACGACCGUCUUCGUCGUCGUCCCCAUCAUCGUCCACAGCAGGAGAGGCGGCCCCCGAGACGUCACGUCCCCAACUCCACCGUCAGCAGCCUAUGCAUGAAAUGCUGCAUGUGGCGCGUGAGUGCUCGGCAAGGGAGGCGGCAGGUCACCUUCUUACCUUCGGCGAAUUCUGCCUCUUUACCAACGAGCUUCGACAAUGUUACGACAGGGAGUCCCCACGACCAGUUCCCCUCUCCAAACUUUCCGACAAAUCUUGUGUAGACAAGAAAAGAAGUGAGAGGAAAAUGUCAACAGAGUCAUCGCCAAAGUAUGAAGUAUUCCUGGGUGGGUCGUGCAACCCUACAACCUGGCGGCAGAACGUAGCCAUCCCCAUGUUGAAGGACCAAGGCAUAUCUUUCUAUAACCCGCAAGUGUCUCACUGGGAGGAAGCACUAGUAGAGCUGGAAUACCAAGCCAAACAAACUGCUUCUGUCUUGUUUUUCGUUUUGGACCGUAAUACCCGAAAUGUUGCAUCCAUGGUUGAAGCAGCAUACAUGGCUGGCUGCCGUCGCAAGCUGGUGGUCGUCAUGGAUUCCUACAGUGGCCCAGGACAACUCAUCAAUGGGGAGGCAAUAUCUGAACUAGAGUACCAAGAUCUGACAAAUGGCCUUCACACAGUCCAGGACCUUGUAGAGCGUCAAGGAAUCCCCGUCUUUGGCGAAAUUAACCAUGCCCUCAACUGUACAGCCAAGAUUUUGCGGGAGAACCUGCGUCCUCAAGACUUAGGUUUAGAGGAUCACGUUCAGCCUAUUAAAUACCCUUAUCUUCAACUAGGGGAUAAGCUAAUAAAACUGCACGAUGCCUUUGUCAACACGAAUUCAGAACAAAUAACGUUAGCAGAGGCCCGUGUAGCGUUUAAAGUGGUGACUAAUAAGGACCUGACUACAGAAGUACUACAAGCUAUAGUCGCUGCCAAGAAAGGUAUAGAGAUGCAAGAAUUAAAUGGUGUAGAACUCCCACUGAAUGAAGUGUUUCUCACAUUUGAUGAAUUUUGUUGUAUAGUUGCUGAGUUUAAGAACCAGCACUUAGAGAGCAAGAGACUGUGGGAUGUUUUCACUCAUUCUGUACAGAAGGUACUAGGUUGGGCACUCCCACGCAGACCGCUACGACCAAUCAACAGCACUGGAGGUCGAGACAUAUAUUUAGGAGGUUCUAUAGGAAAUAGAGUUUCAUGGCGUGAUGAUAUUGCCAUUCCUAUGCUCCGGAAACAUGGGUUGUCUUAUUUCAAUCCUGCAGCAGGUGCCUGUUCUGGCCGUUUGUUGCCCAUGGAAGCUGCUUUAAUGGAGCAUUCAAGGGUCCUGUUCUUUGUGAUUACAGACACAACUAGAGGUGUCUCGGCCAUGACACUAGCCUCACACUACAUAGGGCUUGGUUGUAAUGUUGUGCUGUGUGUCCAGAUGAUAACAGAAGGGUCACUUGUUAAUGGAGAAACGUUAUCAAGAUUAGCACUGAAGGAUUACAACAGGGGAAGAAGUUAUCUCACCGACCAGGCUAAUAAGGACGGGAUCCCAGUUUUCGUAAACAUCCAGGAAGGUAUUGAGUGUGCCAUUAGCAAGUGUCGUGCGAGAUAGUCAGUGUAGACAAUGUACAGAAACUUGUGUGUGCGUGUGUGUGAAUUACAAAGUGAGUGAUGUAAACAUGAAGGCACUAUUCUCUUUUGAUGCAUAAAGGACAUAUGGUUUGUCCUAAUUAAGACAAAUAUCCUGAUAUUGGAAUAUCAAUUCCAUGGAAAUUCGGCCACUGAAUUUUGAAACUCAGUGUCAUAAAUGUUGAGAAAUUUACUAGUGCUGCAAGUAUAAAUAUUUAGUAAUCUGAAAAGGAAAAUAGCAUGUGUGGAGGAACUCCAAAUAUUACUGGGAAAAUUACUAUAUUUCAAGUGCAAAAAGAAGUAUGAUUAAGAUUGUCUUCAAUUCCAUGGGAAUUAUCGGUUUACCAGAUAGUAAUGCAGUGAGUGCAGCUUUUGGAGACCCACACUGCUUCUUAGUGCAGCAAGUAUUGGGCAGCAAGAAGAAUUCUGUGCAGUUAAAAAGAGUUGUGAAAGUCUAACCAUAGACUAUGUCUUGACUUCAGUGAAGUUCACAUAAGCUAUCCAUUUACUAUUUUGUGUAAUUUUGUGUGCAUUUGGCUAUUAAUUCUAAGUGUGCACAUAACUCGUCUUCUGACAAAUCCUCAUGGAAAUUGGCAGAUUUGCAGACUAUAAGGCGUUAAAGCCUUGAUGCUGAUGUGAUUUAGCAUGAGGUAAUGUGAAUUACUGUGCCAGUGCAAUCUAUCAAAUCAUUGAUAAUCAUCAUUGGUCCAGAAUGGCAGGAGCCACUUUGAGAUGGGAAACAAAAUUUUUAUGUUAUACGAUUUUCAUUACUGACUGGUGUAAAAUCUAGUAGAGAGCAGUUACUGCUUGAAUAUGCCAACUUCCUUGUACUGUUUUUUUUUAUUUAUUUUUUUUUUUUAUUUAAAGGUUACAAGAAAAUUCUUUUAUCAAAAGUGGAAAACCACACCAUGUGCUUUGCAUAAUUAAAAGUCAUGAUUUAAAUUAGGUUCUUUGGAAGAUGCAUUAGAUUCCAUUGCUAUCAAGGAAGUUGUGAACAACUGAAUUGAAAGCAUAGUUAAAAAGAGUUAAACUGUGGGUCACAUGCCCAUGACAGGAGCAGCUAUUUUGAUUCUUAGAAGAUGUAUUCAUCCCGAAAGACAAUUUACCUAACACUAAGGACUAGAAUAGCUGAUCAUCCUACAUUAGCAGUGGACACGGGAAAACUUCUCAGGUUACAGGAAGAUACAUAGUCAGAUUGUAAUUUUGGAAAGUGAAAUCUUAAUCAAACGGAUAGUUGUGAAAACAUUUCUCAACCAGUGAACAAGCACCAUCAGUACAGUAUUGUGUACUGAGGCUGGCCAUGUGAUUUUCACUUUCCAAAAACAAUCAUGGUACUUUGCAUGUCCAUUGUCAAGUACAGCGGUGAAAGUGUGCCCCAUACUGGUUCUAGGAGGAGACCAAGUACAAUCUCCCACUGCAGGAAAAUCUCCAGCGUUGGAUGCAAUAGUGUGUAAUUUAAUAUUAUAUAUGUGAGGUGUUUGUAGGGCCGAAAGAGGUAUGUUUCUCAAUGUUUAAGAUUCUCACUAGGUUGUACAACAUGAUGGCGCAUCACUUACCAAUACAUUCCCAUUGUUAAGUGUUUUAAUGGUGCUUCUACGUUUUAACAGGGAGGGUUACCGGUACAAGGCAGCUUAAUCUUCACAUUGCAUCUGGCUUAACGCUCACUUGAUUAAGCUAUGUCCACUGUCAUUCCAUUGUUUUUAAUGACAGUGAUGAUAGUAAAACAUCUCCAAAUCAACCAAUAAUUUUUCCUAAAUGUUUUAUACAAAAAGGGGUUGUUAGCAUUGAAAAUUUUAAUAAUGUUAGCCCUUACAAAAAAAAAAAAGCAAAUUUUGAUUUUUUUUUUAAGAAACAAAUGAAAUAGAAUUUAUAGAUUUGUACAAAUUUCUUCAGAAUAGUUUGAGCUGUGCUGCUCAUAAGUCACAAAAUUACCAUUUGGUUUCAACUCUUAAAGUAUCACCUAAUUGUUAAUUAUAGAUAUUUAAUAAAAAUGAUUAUGCACUAUCAUCAUUCAUAUAUAAAACCAUUUCUCAUUAUAAUUUGGGUAUCCAAGCAAAAUGUUUGUGAAAUAUUUUGAUCACCAUAAAUUUUGUAUCAUGUCACAUUUUUAUGCAUUCAAAGCUGGCAAAACUUUCAAGAUCUUGGUUAGAUGGUUUAUUAACUGACUACAAUAAGGGUUUGUGUCAGGGUACAAAGUUAGUAUGAUUUUGUCUUUGGAGCUGCCUGUGCAAAGGUGUUUAUAAUGUGCGUUUGAGUGUAAAAGUCAGGUGACCUGGUAACUACGAACUACUGAACUUUAACAUGCACCAAAAUUCAUUUUAGUUGAGAUUUAUAUCUCUAGCCCUUGUUCAAAAUUACCAGGCCAGUGAUUUUUGAGUCCAUAAACACAUUAAAACAUGUUUAAACACAAAGGGUUCAAUUGACAAUGUUGAACCCCUGACAUGACCGCUUCACUCCUCCAGCCUUUAGAACCCAGCAAGAUUGCAUGAAAUAUUGGCUGAAGAGUCAUAGAUAUUUUUUCUGUAUCAAGUAAAUGAAAACGUCACCACCUGCUGGUUUGUGAAGGCUUGUUGAAAGAAUCUCGAUCACACUGAGUCUUGUUUAAGAAUUAAUGCACAUCAUGCCAAACCUUCCUCUUCAUAAGGCAGUUGGUAGAAAUGUACAGCCAACUGGUCACAUCACUGUAAAGAAAUCUCCAUUUAAAUUAAUGUGAAAAUAUCACAUGUUGAUUAAAUACAGUUUAAACUCUAUAAUAUUAAACAAUAGGUAAACAGUACAGUAUUGUGAUUUUGAAAAUAUAUCUUUAUUUACAGCUCCAGUUAGAAUCAGUGAAAGAUCUUAUGAAACCAAAAACGAUACUUUUGCUCUACUUACUAACAAUGUGUGACAGAGUCGUGACCAAUAGUCCAAGUGGCUAACGGGCCAAUCUGUGGCAAAGAGGAUAAAGUAAAGUAAAAAAAAAAAAAAAAA